This is a messenger RNA of Gadus morhua (Atlantic cod), 1918 nucleotides long. It is a transcript of the gene antxr2a, whose product is annotated as ANTXR cell adhesion molecule 2a. NCBI's taxonomy places the organism in Eukaryota, Metazoa, Chordata, Actinopteri, Gadiformes, Gadidae. Bases 288 to 1724 code for a protein of 478 amino acids. The transcript is spliced from 17 exons. Gene Ontology annotation, cellular component: plasma membrane; cell surface. The record is from RefSeq and is a predicted model, not a curated record. Gene Ontology annotation, molecular function: transmembrane signaling receptor activity.
GAGGACCCUGAAAGAUAAACUUUGGAAAAUGUGCGACGGGGAUGUUCACCACCGAGCAGGAAGUUAUUUACUGUAGUGAAUAUCGACAUUAACCCUGAUCAAUAGUGACUCAGCCAGAAGACUACGUAGUACAGUUAUGGUGUAACUCCAGUAACUUUCCUGUAUUUCACAAACAGUUAUCAGGCGGGGUAGAGGGACUUUGUUUAGUAUCUUUCUUGCAUCGCGGAAGACGUGCGGUCCCGUCUUUCUCCUCUCUGAGUGAGUACCUUUAUAUAUAAAACGAUAUAAUGAAGAGCAUGAGAACUCUAGCUGUCUGGACUGUAGUGACCGCUGCAGUCCUCACGGUCCUCAUCUCGUCCACCGCCACGGAGGAGGCGUCGUGUCAUGGAGCCUACGACCUGUACUUUGUUCUGGACAAGUCUGGCAGCGUGGACAAUGAGUGGGGGGAGAUCUACUCCUUCGUCAAGAAUUUGACGGAGCGAUUUGUCAGCCCACAUACUAGGUUGUCCUUCAUCGUGUUCUCCAGCCAGGCCAAGGUUCUCCUGUCUCUCACCAGUGACAGGGCGAAGAUUGAACAGGGGCUUCUUGAUCUUAAAGCCGUAAAACCCGCAGGAGAAACAUACAUGCAUGAAGGAAUGGCAGCGGCCUCAGCUCAGAUCAGGGCACUUCCUCAGAGGUCGGCCAGCAUCAUUAUAGCUCUGACAGACGGAGAGCUGACGCCAUUUAUCCUGCAACUCACAGUCGAGAAGGCUGAUGAAGCGCGCACGUUUGGCACCAGAGUUUACUGCGUGGGAGUCAAAGACUUUGACGAGAAACAGCUGGCGGAGGUGGCGGACACUAAGGAUCAAGUGUUUCCUGUCAAAGAUGGCUUCCACGCUCUCAGGGGCAUUGUUAACUCAAUAUUGGAGCAGUCGUGUACGGAGAUCGUGAGCGUGGCGCCGUCGACGGUCUGUGUGAACGAGACUUUCGAGCUGGUCCUGAGGGGGCGUGGCUUCCCUCGUGUCAGGGGCGUGGUCUGCAGCUUUGUGCUCAACCAGCAAACCAUCCGCACCCAGCCUAGCUCGGUUCAGAGUGACUACCUGCUGUGUCCUGCACCAGUGCUCCAUGAAGCUGGACAGAGCAUGGACGUGUUCAUCAGUCUGAACAACACCCAGGCCUUCAUCUCAAACUCCUACACCAUCACUUCCUCCACCUGUUCCAAUGGCUUGGUGGUGGCCCUGGUCUUCCUGAUCCUCUUCCUGGUCUUGGCCCUGGCCUUCAUGUGGUGGUUCUGGCCGCUCUGCUGCACUCUGGUCAUCAAAGACCCUCCUCCACCUCCUCCCCCCAGCCGGCCUCCCCCUCCCGAGCCAGAGCCAGACCACAAGAAGAAGUGGCCCACGGUGGAUGCCUCGUACUAUGGUGGCAGAGGGGCAGGAGGCAUCAAACGCAUGGAGGUGCGCUGGGGAGAGAAGGGAUCCACCGAGGAGGGGGCACGGCUUGAGAUGGCGAAGAACGCUGUGAUCUCAGUUCCUGAGGAGGAGGAGGAGCCUAUGGUCCGGCGACCGCCACCCAGAUCCAUGCCCACCAAUCAGAACGUAGAGAACAAGUGGUACACACCCAUUAAGGGUCGGGUCGACGCCUUGUGGGCAUUGCUACGGCGACAGUAUGACCGCGUCUCAGUGAUGCGUCCCACCUCAGCGGAAAAGGGUCGCUGCAUGACGUUUAACCGGGUUCCCCAUCAGUAGAGAGAACGCCGCAGAACACCUCCACUCAUUUCCUCCUCUUCACCUUCACUUCAAGCUUCCUCUGACUGCAACUGACAUCAACUAUUCCCCGUCAUAGAUAAGAUGGUAUUGUGUUUUAGCUACGCUCCGUGUUCUCCACCAUGUUGUCGUUCUGAAGCCAACCUCCUUCCUCCUCAGACCACCUCAUAUUUUAU